GAUGGCAAACAGUACUAUAUAUACCUAUACAUCAAUGGAGACUAAAAUCACUCACUGGAUUCUUGAAUCCAUUCCUAACUAUUCAAAUGGCCUCCAUCUCCUCCUCAGCCAUCGCCACCGUCAACCGGACCACCUCCACCCAAGCUAGCUUGGCAGCUCCAUUCACCGGCCUCAAGUCUAACGUAGCUUUCCCAGUUACCAAGAAGGCUAACAAUGACUUUUCCUCCCUACCCAGCAACGGUGGAAGAGUACAAUGCAUGAAGGUGUGGCCACCAAUUGGGUUGAAGAAGUACGAGACUCUUUCAUACCUACCACCAUUGUCCGACGAGGCAUUGUCUAAGGAAAUCGACUACCUUAUCCGCAACAAGUGGGUUCCUUGCUUGGAAUUCGAGUUGGAGCAUGGUUUCGUUUACCGUGAGCACCACCAUUCCCCCGGAUACUAUGAUGGAAGAUACUGGACAAUGUGGAAGUUGCCUAUGUUCGGGUGCACUGACUCAGCUCAGGUCAUGAAGGAGGUUGGAGAGUGCAAGAAGGAGUACCCCAACGCCUUCAUCCGUGUUAUCGGAUUCGACAACGUUCGUCAAGUGCAGUGUAUCAGUUUCAUUGUCUCCAAGCCCCCAGGCGUUCUCUAAGCACCAAAACUUUGGAUUGACUCGAAUCGGGUUCAUUUGAAUGUUUAGGUUUUUGUAAUUCUUUUCCUUGAAAUUUUCCUUUUUCUCUUCCUUUCGUUGUUUGUUUCCGGAUUUCGAUGAAAUGGAUAAGAGAUGUCAUAUAUAAAUGAUAAUAAUAAUAAUAAACAUUUGGUGUUUUUCAUGUAUAUGUUUUCUGAUGGAGGUUUGUUUUCGUUAUUUAAUU
Messenger RNA from Lactuca saligna, 855 nucleotides. Lineage: Eukaryota; Viridiplantae; Streptophyta; Magnoliopsida; Asterales; Asteraceae. The record is from the annotation of a GenBank genome assembly.